Oncorhynchus kisutch (coho salmon) is the source of this 1977-nucleotide messenger RNA. Its product is annotated as tryptase-like. The coding region runs from base 223 to 1317 and encodes 364 amino acids. The transcript has 8 exons. The record is from RefSeq and is a predicted model, not a curated record. Lineage: Eukaryota; Metazoa; Chordata; Actinopteri; Salmoniformes; Salmonidae. Gene Ontology annotation, biological process: proteolysis. Gene Ontology annotation, molecular function: serine-type endopeptidase activity.
CAACUGACUGGAUAAAGGAAAGAACCAGAGAAACAGGUUAGCUAUUCGUGUGAGUGCACUUGUCACAACGACAGUAGAUAUCCUUGAGAUUAUUCAUUGAUGUCAUUGAUUCAGCCCCCAUUGUCUACAGUAUAUAAGAGUAUAUCGCCAACCCAACAGAAAUACACAGAAGAAAGGGUGAAUGCACAGAAACAGAUUUGAGCAGAAAAGGAGCUUCUGACAAUGGGGAGUCAAAGGACGCUUUCCGUGUUGCUUCUGUUGAUGAUGGGUAUGGUGACCACUGCUCUUCCUGCAACUACUACUAUUGCAGACAUCACUUCAACGUUUGGCUCUUCAUCAGCCACUGUGUGUGGCACCCCUCCACUCAACAACAGAAUAGUGGGAGGAGAAAAUGCCCCUGCAGGAAGUUGGCCCUGGCAGGCAAGUCUCCAAACAUCUGACGGACAUGUUUGCGGUGGGUCCCUCAUCAACAAGGCGUGGGUGAUGUCUGCAGCCCACUGCUUCUCUAGCUCAGACCCAAAUGGUUGGAACAUUAGCCUUGGUCUACAGACCCUGGAGGGGAUUAACCCCAACGAAGUGUCCAGAACUGUGGCUGAGAUCAUUAUACAUCCAUCUUACAACGGUUUAACAAAGGACAACGACAUCGCUCUGCUCAGACUCUCCUCACCAGUCAACUUCACAAACUACAUUCGACCCGUCUGUCUGGCAGCAAGUGAUAGUGUUUUCAACAAUGGUACUGAUAGCUGGGUGACCGGCUGGGGCAACAUCAAUGAAGGAGUUCCCCUCCCAUCCCCCCAGGAUCUGCAAGAAGUGGAGGUUUCUGUUGUGGGGAACAGACAGUGUGACUGCCUCAAUGGGGUCGGCUCAAUCACAGACAACAUGCUCUGUGCUGGUGAUCUGGCAGGGGGCAAGGACUCAUGUCAGGGUGACUCAGGAGGUCCAAUGGUGAUUCAACAGAACUCUGUCUGGGUCCAGUCUGGGGUUGUUAGUUGGGGUCAAGGCUGCGCUCGGCCCAAUCUCCCUGGGAUCUACACCAGAGUGUCCCGUUACCAGUCCUGGAUCGACACCCAUAUCAGGACCGACAAGCCAGGCUUUGUCCAAUUUACCUCCAGUGGGGUAGAUGCUGACAGCGAUUACAUCUGUUCUGAUGGUCCAACAACUACUGUCGACCCCAACCCCUACCCUUACCCUUACCCCUACCCUUACCCCUACCCUUACCCCUACCCUUACGAAUCCAUUUUUGAUCAUGGGCACAGUUUGUUCAGCUCCCUUUAUUUGCUGAGCACCUUGUUCAUUCUGAUGUUUCUUGCCAUCUAAAUUAUUUCCGUGAUGGAGUCAAGGGAAAGGUUGAAUUGGCAGUCUGAGUGCAAGUGAGUUGAGUUGGGAAGGAGAUAGGAUAUGAGUUGGGAAGGAGAUAGGAUAUGAGUUGGGAAGGAGAUAGGAUAUGAGUUGGGAAGGAGAUAGGAUAUGAGUUGGGAAGGAGAUAGGAUAUGAGUUGGGAAGGAGACAGGAUAUGAGUUGGUAAUGAGAUAGCCUAUUGCUGCAUAUCCUAUCUAGUAUAUUGUGUGUUCACUUUUCCCUGGGCACAUCUUGCUGAGUGAGUGUUGUUUUCAAUGGGCCUUUACUGUUGUCUUGAUUUAUUUGUGAAGAUGGACAACCUGAAAUGUAUUUACUUAUUUAUUAAAGGGGCAAUAUGGGAUUCAAACAAACAGUGACCCUGACAUUGUUUUGUAAAAAGCUUAGGGAUAGAGCUGAAGAAAUGUAUCUCUUAAAUUCAUAGACAGAAACAAUGACUGUCUGAUAGCUUUAACCGUGUUUCGUAAGCUUUACAAUGUUUAUAAAAAAUAUAUUAAAACAAGCUUAUAUUUUGGCUUGUGGUGAAGUAGGACAGCACUAAGCUCAUGAGACAUUUUAAGUUACAUUUUUCAAGAAUUAAUGGCUAUAUAUCAUUAAAGAGGCACUUUAGUCUCAUUUUCA